AUGGCACUGUCUAGUGACAUAGAAAAUAAAAGAAAACAUCUAACUUUUUUGGAUCAUGUCCGUAGUUUAUCUGUCGGAGAAAAUCAUGUUUUUGUAGAACAUUUUUGUAAUCCAACCAGAACAGAAUUGAAACCAUUGCUAAAAGCCUUUCCGACCAAUAAACCAAGAAAACAUAAGGUGGGACCAUCAACUUAUUAUGAACGUUUUCCAGAACUUGCUCAGGUUGCCACAAAUAUAUUAGAAUUGUAUUCUGUUGGAGCGGAUGAUCGGCGUAGAACAGAUGAAGUACAUUAUAAUGGUUUAAGUAUAAAAGAACUGAGAGAAGCCGUCGUGAACCAGUUAAAAGAAAAGUAUCCAGAUAUACAAAAUGUCUCAUUAACAACAAUAAGACGCUUAAUGUUACCACCAUGUCAAAAUAGAAGAGCUGCCAAAUAUUAUACGGGAAAAAUAGCUGCAAAACGUAAUUCAAGAUCAUCAUUUAUUAGUCCUGAUUCGCAUUUUGCUCGUGCACAGGUACAGUUGAGAAAAAACCGA
This is a messenger RNA of Didymodactylos carnosus, 534 nucleotides long. Lineage: Eukaryota; Metazoa; Rotifera; Eurotatoria; Philodinida; Philodinidae. The record is from the annotation of a GenBank genome assembly.